This is a messenger RNA of Chlorella variabilis, 1776 nucleotides long. RefSeq lists its product as hypothetical. NCBI's taxonomy places the organism in Eukaryota, Viridiplantae, Chlorophyta, Trebouxiophyceae, Chlorellales, Chlorellaceae. Bases 1 to 1776 code for a protein of 591 amino acids. Gene Ontology annotation, cellular component: membrane. The record is from RefSeq and is a predicted model, not a curated record. The transcript has 16 exons. Gene Ontology annotation, molecular function: ATP binding; ABC-type transporter activity; ATP hydrolysis activity.
AUGGCCUCCCUCAAGGGGGUCUGCAUCGAGUUCACAGACGUACGGUUCGUCGUCAAGGAUCGGCGCAGCGGCGCAAUGCUGGACAUACUGAAGGGCGUUACGGGCAAGGUGGAGGCCAACCGGCUGACCGUCAUCAUGGGGUCCAGCGGCGCCGGCAAGACGACGCUGCUGGACGUGCUGGCCUGCAACCUGUUUGGCAGCGGCACGGUCACCGGGGAGGUGCUGGUCAACGGCGCCCCGCGCCGCACCUCCGAGUUCACCCAGAUCAGCUCCUACGUGCUGCAGCGAGACGUGCUGCUGGCGUCCAGCACGGUGCGUGAGUCCAUCAUGAUUGCCGCGCAGCUCAAGCUGCCGCGCACCAUGUCUCACCGUGACAAGGUGGAGCGCGUGGAUGAGGUCCUGCGGGAGCUGGAACUGGAGGGCUGCCAGCACACGCUGAUUGGCGAUGAGCUGCUCAACAUGAAGGGCAUCUCCGGGGGGCAGCGCCGCAGAGUGUCAGUGGGCAUCGAGCUGGUCAAGUCGCCCCGUGUGCUGUUUCUGGAUGAGCCGACCAGCGGUCUGGAUUCUGAGAUGGCUGUGAGCCUCAUCGACACCCUGGUGAAGCUGGCCCGCGAGAACAGGACGAUUUGCACCACCAUCCACCAGCCCAACUCCCUCAUCACCUCCAAGUUUGAUGACUUCCUGCUGCUCCACGCCGGCUCCACAGCCUACUUUGGGCUGUGGACCGGCGCGGUGGACCACUUUGCGGCCGCCGGCUGCCCCUGCCCGCAGUACGUCAACCCCACCGACUACUUCAUGAGCGUGCUCAAGGAGAAGGGCGACGAGCUGGUGCUGGCCUGGGAGAAGCAGGAGCAGCAGGGGCGGGCGUGCGGGCUGGACCUGGAGGCGCCGCCCCCCAGCAGCGCUUCGCUCGAGGCGGCGGCCGGGGCAAAGGGGGCACAGGAGGAGCCUGCCAAGCUGCAGGUGGCGCCCAAAGUGCCGUGGUGGUACCAGGUGUGGGUCCUGAGCGGGCGCAUGAUGCGCAUGUGGUGGCGCAACCCGGCCAUGUUCAUGAGCGAGAUCACGCAGUACAUCUUCAUGGGCGUCUUCAUCGGCCUGGUGUACCUGCAAGUCAGCGACUCGCUCGCCACCGGCGUGAACGACCGCGCCGCCUCCAUGUGGUUUGCCAUGGCCGUGCUGUCCUUCACCCCCAGCUACACAGCCGCCGUGCUCUGGGACAAGGACCGCCUGCUGCUUCGGCGGGAGAGCCAGCAGGGCAUGUACUCGGUCACAGCUUGGUUUGCGGCACGCACCGGCACCGUCACGCCCAUGCAGAUAUUUCAGACCUCGCUCUUCUGUGUUCUCAUGUACUUCAUGGUUGGCUACGUCCCUGACUUUGUCAACUUCCUGGUCUUCCUGGCCGCUUUCUGUAUGUUCCAGCUGGUCAGCGAGACAGUGGGCGUCAUGUGCGCCAUCGUCACAAAGAGCUCAACCUAUGCUGUGCUGAUUCUCACCUUCAUUCUCCUCUUCCUGCUCUCCAAAGUCUCCUACCUGACCUACGCCUAUGCAGCAGUGAUGGCCAACGAGUUCAACAAUGUCACAUUCUACACCGCUGACGGCGAGCCCGUGCCGGGGUCGGAAGUCUUCAGCGGCGGCGUCCCCGGGGUGUCGCUGACCGGCGUGGACAACGGGCUGUCCAUCGGGGCAAACCUGGGCAUCCUGUUUGGCAUCUUUGUGGGCGCCCGCGUCCUCGCCUUUGUGCUCCUCUUCAUCAUGGCCAAGCGCAAGUGGCUGUGA